AUUUCGCUGUUCACACUCACACGGGCGCGCGCAUUUAUGUAUAUAUAUACAUUGAUGUAUGUGUCUGAGAGAGAGAAGGGCACUUGUCUGUAUGCGUGAGAGUGAAGAGGUAUUUGUGAGAGAGAGAAAGAGAGAGAGUGCGUGUGUGUGUGUGUGAAGGCUGAUGGGGGGUAUUAGUGUCUGAUGACAAACUAUGUUUGACAUUGUUGUUGGGGGAAAAUUGACAAUGAAACACUUAAGCUGUGGAGCUUGGAAAAAUCGUCAGGCUAGCUUAGUCGCUGCACCUCAGAAAAUGGGACAAUGUUUUAUAAAAGAUAAAAAAAUAAAAAACAACCCCCCAUGUAAUGAAUAAAGUUUCCAAGCUCUGAAAAUGAACACCUCAAGGAUGUGAAUAUCCGAAGCAACACCACUGCCACCAACACCAUCAACCAUAAUAAUAACAGAAAUUUGAAAGAACAUCCAUUGACUGCUGUAUUACUGUUCACUCACUGCUGAAGGUUGUCUUUUAAAUUUCAAAAAAAUUCACUUGAUUUUACCCGUUUCAUUUAUAAAGAAGUGUUUUUCUUAUCUAAAACUAAAAUUUUUGAAAUGGUUUCACACAGUUGAAUAAAAACUACAAAAUUGUGACAAUGUCCUCUGAAACUUUUCAUAAUUCAAGGAAAGAGAAGGAAGCCAUUUAUGGUUUUAAGACAAACAUGGCUGAUAAACAGUUUCACAGUAAUAUGUACGACAUGCAGUUUCCACAAAGCUGUGGACUACAACCUGCUGGAUCAGGUCCAUUAAAUGAAAAAUCAUUUCCUUGGGUUAGUUAUAGUGCAGCAAGCAGUAAGCAACCACAGUUUCCAAUGAAUGGUAAAAAUAUGCCCGAUAUAGAGCAUUCUCACAGUAAACAACAAACGACUGCUCCUCAACAUUCCCCUGACGCUCCACCACAACAACAACAACAACAUCCUUCCUCUCAGCCACAACAUCCAUCUUCUCAGCCACAACAUCCAUCUUCUCAGCCACAACAUCCAACUUCUCAGCCACAACAUCCGAAUUCUCAGCCACAACAUCCAUCCUCUCAACCACAACAUCCGACUUCUCAACCGCAACAUCCGACUUCUCAACCACAGCAUCCAACUUCUCAACCUCAACAUCAAUCAAAAGGAGCUUCCGCAACCGAAAAGCCGUUUCACUGUGAUUUGUGUGAAAGUAAAUUUGCCAGGCGGGAAACCCUCGUUUCCCACCGAAGAACCCACACUGGGGAAAAACCUUACACUUGCGAAGUCUGUCAUAAGCAAUUUGCCAGACGAGACACAUUGCAGUCUCACAGAAGGACACACACGGGGGAAAAGCCAUUUCGAUGUGAUUUUUGCAGAGAACAAUUUGCUCGUAGAGACACUUUACAAUCUCAUCGUCGGACACACACGGGUGAAAAACCAUUUGUUUGCGAAAUUUGCCGACGCCAGUUUGCUCAGAGAGAUGCGUUGCAGUGUCAUAAAAGGACCCAUACAGGGGAGAAACCCUUUCGAUGUGAUCUUUGUGUCGAACGAUUUGCUCGAAGGGACACGCUUCUGUCUCACAAACGGACCCAUACUGGGGAAAAGCCAUAUUGUUGUGAUGUCUGUCCAAAGCGCUUUGCUCAGAGAGAUACUCUCCAGUGUCACAAGCGAACUCACACUGGGGAAAAACCAUUCAGCUGCGACCAUUGCCCCAAGAGUUUUUCUCAGCGAGACACCUUGCAGUGCCAUCGAAGGAUUCAUACAGGUGAGAAACCAUUCCACUGUGACUUGUGUGGUCAGAGAUUCGCCCGGAGGGAUACACUCCAAUGUCACAGACGUACUCACACUGGGGAAAAGCCGUAUCAUUGCGACGUGUGUCCUAAACAGUUUUCGCAGCGAGACACGCUUCAGUGCCACAAACGAACGCAUACGGGGGAGAAACCGUUCCAUUGCGACAUCUGCGGAGACCAGUUUGCCCGACGGGACACUCUGAAGUGCCACAUGCGCCGACACACGGGUGAAAGGCCGUUUCAGUGUGAAGUGUGUGCGGAACGAUUCGCUCGUAAGGAUACCCUUUGCUGUCACAAGCGGACCCAUACAUGCGAAAAACCGUUUCAUUGCGAAUACUGCAUUCAGCAGUUCGCACGGCGAGACACGUUACAGACCCACACACGCACACACACUGGGGAAAAACCUUACCAGUGUGGCAUAUGCGGGAAGCAAUUUGCUCGUACUGAUGAGUUUGCGCGUCACAAAAGAACGCACGGUACGAUACCCACUACACCCAGCACUGUCAUCACGCCGAUUACGACGACGCCGCCUCCUCCUCCACCGCCGCCACCAAUAACAACAACAGCGACCACUACCACCACCACCACAAACCAACAUCAAAUCAACAGAAAACAUAGCCACCCACAUUGUUCUGCGGCUACCUUUAUGCAAAACAAUUUCAUCCGAACACCAAACUGUGACAAUACCAACAAACGAUACACUCCAGUUAGUAACUACAUGUGGCAAGCUGUUUAUAUAUAACAUUGACGUGAGAACGCAGUUUGGGUUUGGUUUAAUCUAAAUUACUUUUUAAGGAACUCAAGCUGGGUGUGUUUAUUUCUCACACUUUGCUUCAGCAUUAUUAAUGAAUUUGUAGAAAUCUAUCUUCCUACAGGUAUUAAUUAUGUAGUUUCUAACGACAAGUUUAGUUGUAAUUCUAAUUUGAAUUUUUACUGAAAAUAUUUACUGAUCUAGACAUUUUGUACUUUGUCUAGAUAUUUUUCAAUCCUAAUUAGACAAAAAAAACAAAAACUAUUCAAACAUCCUUUACUAUUGCUUCCAUUAAUUAAUUAUUUAGUUUUUUCAUAAGGCAGCAAACUGGUAGAAUCAUUAGCAUGCUGGGUGAAAUGCUUGGCGGCAUUUCGUCCGUCUGUAUGUUCUGAGUUCAAAUUCAACCAAGGUCGACUUUACCCUUUCUUCCUUUUGGGGUCGAUAAAAUAAGUACCAGUUGAGUACUGGGGUCGAUGCAGUUGACUUAGCCCCUCCCCAAAAUUGCUGGCUUUGUACCAAAAUUUGAAAUCAGUAUUUAGUUUCUCAUCUUAGUCAAUUAGAUAUCGUAGUUUGUAUGCAACAACUUAUAGAACCUAGGUUUCAUUAGUGCUACCACUUGUAUAUUUAGUAUAUAUCUAUCAUUAUAAUAUAAUAUACUAAAUGAAAAAAAAAACACCUGUCUGUGAAAUUCUGUAAUUCAUUGAGAUCCAUUCUUCUCUAUCUUUAUCGUAUGUACCGUAGCUCUCUGUACAAAUGUGUUUUACCUUUUUACUAUGAUUCAAGGUGUAACUGCUUCUGUCAGACAUUAUCAGAUUCAUCCAUAACGAUGAAAAGAUGGCUUGUAAUCAUUAUGUAUCCUGCAAAACUAAUUUUUGUGCAUGAUCUUGUUUUCGUUACGACGUAAAAUAUACAUCUUGCUUCAGUGACCGUAGCUCUUAUGUAAAACAUUACUAUCAACCAUUAAUGCACAUUUUUGCCAGACUACUUUUAUUUUCUCCUAUUUUUUGACAAUUUUUGUUUCAUUUUACAUGGAAACUUGCACAUCCUUAUCAUAAAGUCGAAAUUGAUAUUGUUUGCUAUAAUUUCUUCUCUAGGAUGAUUCAGACCUCAAACGACUUUCAGAUUUCAAAUUCAAUCUUUUUUUAAUUUGUCAACAAAUAAACGUUUGAAUGACAUGAAAAAAGAGAGAUGAGAAAGGAAAAAGAAAGAAUAGAAAAAAGUGUUGGGAAGAAACAGCAGAAGAUGGAGGGGGCGAUGGGCCACAUACCCCAGAACAAAAGGGGUGCUAAUCCAUGCCCCAUUGUAAUGACCCCAAGGGUGUUGCUGCAGAGAAUGGCUGGUGACACUCACUGCUGCAGCCACUCCACUUUGUGGGGUCAUUUCUCUAACCGGUCACCAUCAUCUCUAUUUUGCUGAGGAAAUCGGUAAUACGGGGUCCUAGAACACCUGAGAGAAAACAUGACAAAUUUGCUAUUUUUUGUCAAAACUAGUGCAACAUCUUAAGCAUGAUUAAUUAAGUUAAUGAUUAUUGUUUUUGUUAUUUUCUUUUUUUUUUUUUUUUUUUAAUUGCAUGUUACAAUUUGCAGGAAGUAGUUGUUACUCAUUAAACUAUAUCUAAAGUCUAUAAACAUUAAGAAUUUCAUAUUUCUCUUUGGAACUAUUUAGUUCCAAGAGACUGAAGGAUCCUCCUUUUGCAAUUUUUUUUUUUUUUUUUUUUUUUCAUGACAAAUUAUUUGAAUUUUUAACUGAGAAUGUUUUGAAAAAUGAAGGGAAGAGUUCAACACAUUCUUUUUUUUUUAUUUUAUACUUUUUUAAAUAAAAACAAAUAGCAGAUUUUUUAAUAUACACAAAAUAUGCUGCUUCAUCAAUGCCAAAGAUUUUUUUUUUUUUUUCUGUAGUUUAUACAGUAAGACUGAAAAUAUUUUUCACACCAUGAACAGACUCUAAUCACUCAUCCUACCAAAAUUCAUUUUGAAUAAAUAAUAUUAUCACUAGAGUACCACCACAGCAUGGGCUAUUAAUAUUCAUUUUAUAUCACUGGUGAAACUAAAACAUUAGAGUAAUUGUUAAGUGAAAACCUGAAAUAAAAUUUCUGAAAAAUACCGAAAAAA
Molecule: messenger RNA, 4636 nt
Organism: Octopus sinensis (East Asian common octopus)
Lineage: Eukaryota; Metazoa; Mollusca; Cephalopoda; Octopoda; Octopodidae
Product: gastrula zinc finger protein XlCGF57.1-like
Exons: 3
Coding region: 630-2516 (628 amino acids)
Source: RefSeq, a predicted model, not a curated record